This is a messenger RNA of Sebastes umbrosus (honeycomb rockfish), 4778 nucleotides long. Its product is annotated as zinc finger and BTB domain-containing protein 7C. The record is from RefSeq and is a predicted model, not a curated record. Gene Ontology annotation, molecular function: DNA-binding transcription factor activity, RNA polymerase II-specific; protein binding; RNA polymerase II cis-regulatory region sequence-specific DNA binding. The transcript is spliced from 3 exons. NCBI's taxonomy places the organism in Eukaryota, Metazoa, Chordata, Actinopteri, Perciformes, Sebastidae. The coding region runs from base 1488 to 3500 and encodes 670 amino acids. Gene Ontology annotation, biological process: regulation of transcription by RNA polymerase II.
AGGGAUGGACACAUUAUCACAGAAACUCUCAUCAUCACAAACAGAAAACAAUAUUACUGCAAGAGAAGUCAACUAAUGUCUUAUCAAGAUGAUGGGCUUCCCUAACUCACACAACAACGCUCCUACAAGAAAUCGUGAUCGCACAUUCAAGAAUAAAUAUUACCCGAUGUGAUGAGACAUGCUGUAUUUACCACUUGUUGCCUUCGCUGCACAGAUGGCACACAAACAAGCAUGCCUACAGUAUACUUUAAUAAAGCGAGACUGUCACUCAUUGUUGUUAACAAUAUCAGCUUCGGUUUAGAGCCUCCAUCUAUUCAAAUAUUUCUGAAAAUCCUUCAUCUACUGUAAUGAUUGGAUGCUGCGUGCCCUCCUGUCGCACUCUUUUAAUCAAUGUUUUAGGAUAAUUUCAUUAUUUGCUUUAACGUCCCCUCAUCACCGAUCCCUGCUGCAAAAUCAAGUGUCGCUUCAUCGCCGUGAUAACAAAAAUGUUUACAAUGCAGACAUUGUUUGCAGAGGGAGCGAGAAACCGACUAUGUUCAAAUGAAUCGCUGUAUAACAUUCUCCAGGUGUUUUCAGAUUUCUCAAAGUCUCAUCUGUCCAUGCGGAACAAAAAUCAGCUGCACGACAACUAUUUUAUUUGAAUCCUUUCCUAAAUUGUUUGUAAUCCAAACCAAGACGAUACCCUUGUGAUAUCAUCUCUAUUUGUUAAUUAAGAUUUAUUUAUUCAGGAAGUCUCAUUGAGGUCAAAGUCUCUUUUACAAGAGACCUAAGGAAACAAAUGUACAACAUGAACCAAUAUUUUAAAGCUUUAUUGUCAAGUAUCAUCUAUAUUAAUUCUAUUUUAACUAUUUAUUUUUUUCUUUCCCUUUUUUAAAUGUAUAUUCUUUACAAUAUUCGUUACUAUAAUUAUUAUUAUUAUUAUUCAUUUAUUUAUUUUUUGUGUUGACCAGUCUCCCAGGGGUGUGGGGUGGUAGUGCUACAGAUGUUGACAUACUGUAUAAUUUACAAUGUGUAAAUGUUUGAAAACCCAAUAAUAACAAUUGAAUAUCUAUAUUAAUGUUAUUUUAAUUCUUUCAUAAUAGCACCGUCAUACUUCGUUUGUGUGUUGUACUAAAUGUUUUGUUUUUUUGAGGGGAGGGGGGACUAGGAAGUAGAGUCACAAGUCUGGAAAUGUGUUAAAAAUAUGUUUUAUUGUGUGGCGGGUUGAGUAUUGCCGGAUUAAAAAGUCUCGAAGGAUUCUCAAAAUAGCUUCAAAACUGUUCUAAGUGUAAAAUGACCUUGCAGGCUUUUGAAAGAUUACCAGGGGUUUAUGGCAUUACAGAGGCACGACACUAAAGACAAGACUAUAAGUAAAAAAAUAAAUAAAGUGUGUGGAUAAAUGGAGGUUUUGGGAGCAAAAUGUGUGUAUUUUUUUGACCUUCUUAUUUAAGUGUCACUAAACAGUUCAUUGUUAUUUCCUUCGAUCUAGAUAAGCAACAGGGAGGAGAAUGGUUCAUCACAGAGAAGAGGAUCUGAUCGGGAUCCCCUUCCCGAACCACAGCAGUGACGUCCUCUGCAGCCUCAAUGAGCAGCGUCGUGAAGGUCUGCUCUGCGAUGUCAUCCUCAUCGUCCGCGACCAAGAGUACCGUACCCACCGCUCCGUUCUGGCUGCCUGCAGCCAGUACUUCAAGAAGCUCUUCACGGUCGCCACCGCUGACGGCGGGGACCACCAUCACAUGGCGGCCGUGUACGAAAUCGACUUUGUGGCUCCGGAGCCUCUCACGGCCAUCCUGGAGUUCGCCUACACCUCCACUCUGACCGUGACGGCGUCCAACGUCAAAGAGAUCCUGAAUGCGGCCCAGAUGCUGGAGAUUCCCUGCAUCAUCAACGUUUGCCUGGAGAUCAUGGACAGCGGGGGUGAAGGUGGUGGUGGAGGAGGAGGAGAAGGAGGGAGAGCGGAGGAGGGAGAAGAAGAAGAGGAGGAUGCAGAGGAGGACGAGGAGGAGGAAGAGGAGGAGGACGAAGAGGAGGAUGAGGGGUCAAGGAAGGACGAGCAGGAGGACGAGGAGGACAACGUCAGCGAGAGGUCGCUGCAGUCGUCGGAGAGCAGGGGGGAGCAGACGCCUCCGGGGACGGAGGACUCGCCGCCUCCCAGCACCUCCACGUACCACCAGCAGUUUGACCUGCACAGAGGGUCGUCACAGUCACAGUCUCCGGACGCCAUGAGAGGAAAACAGGAGAGUAUGGAGAGUCGGGCUCUGAAGGAUUUCUCCAUCGAGUCUCUUCUCCAGGAGGGUCUCUACCCCCGGAUGUCAACACUGGACAGGAGGGCCAACUUCUCUCCUCUCCUCCCAGGCUUCUACCCCUCCAUGUGGGCCGCAGAGUUCCCAGCCUUCCCCAAGCAGCUCCUGGACCCCAGCCACCACCAGCAUCCCCACGCAGGAGCCUCGCCGCAAACCCGGCUGCCCCACGCCUUUCCCACCUCUACGCCGCUCGAGGCCUCCAGGCCCCUGGAUCUAGCUGUGAAAAGAGAGAUCAUAAAGGAGGAGAUGAAAGAGGAGAUCCCGCUCAGUCUGCUCCACGGCAACUUCCUGAAGGAGUUUGUCAGCUCGGGCCUGGGCGGCAACAUGAACGCUGGGUCGGCGCCGUCAGAAGGUCACGCUCUGGGUCCGAUAAAGGACGAAGCCGACUUUCGGUCGUACCUGAGCUUCCUGAGCUCCGCGUCCCACCUGGGGGCGCUGUUCCCUCCCUGGCAGCUGGAGGAGGAGAGGAAGAUGAAGCCCAAAGCGUCGCAGCAGUGUCCGAUCUGCAACAAGGUCAUCCAAGGAGCUGGGAAACUGCCGCGACACAUGAGGACGCAUACGGGGGAGAAACCGUACAUGUGCACUAUCUGUGAAGUACGAUUCACCAGACAAGACAAACUCAAGAUCCACAUGAGGAAGCACACAGGUGAGCGCCCCUACAUCUGCCUCCACUGCAACUCCAAGUUUGUCCACAACUACGACCUGAAGAACCACCUGCGCAUCCACACGGGCGUCCGUCCGUACCAGUGCGAACACUGCUACAAGAGCUUCACGCGGUCUGACCACCUACAUCGACACAUCAAGAGGCAGAGCUGCCGCAUCUCCCGCCCUCGGCGGGGACGCAAACCAGCUGCUUGGCGGUCCACGCCCGCCGGCAACUUCCUGUGCCCCCCCGCCGCGGCCACCAACAACCGGUUUGAGGAGAAUGGGUUAAGCCCCGCAUACCAGGGAGUCAAGAGUCACGGACUUGGGGAGAUGCUCGGCAGCAGGGGUCUGGGAUUUAAGAGCGGGGACGGCGCAGGCAGGGAGGAACGGCGAGCGGAGGGGAAGCGUGUCGCGGAGGAGGAGAAGGCCGGAGCAGGGAGGCAGAGGGGAGUGUUUGCCUUCGCCCUGGCUGGAGAAGAAGUGCUUACCCACUCUCCAUUUUAUGCUGCGACCUCUGACCCCUGGACCAUGAGACUGGAGCGUGCUCCACCCAUCCCUGAGCCGGCCAAAUGAGCCGCGGUCUGUAGAAGAAAAAACAAAAAAGGACAAGAAAGAAAGUCUCUUUAAUCUCUGUGUCUGUUCUGCUCCAGGAAGCUAAAGCACCUUUUGAAAAAGUGAAAGUGAGAUCAAUGAGAAGCCUGCUGAUGUGGCGGUUAGUAAAACAGACUUUUUUUGUUUGGAAAACAAUUUCACAGAUGUCAUGUUGAAGAAUUGUUUACAAAUAUUUUGACAGCAUUUAAAGAGGAGGCGAUCAGUUUGACACUGCUAAUGAGGAAAACAUAUCGGAAUGCUGUUAUAUAUAUCAUUUGCAUUAUUUAUCUACAAGGUUGUCUAAAAUACUAUUAAUUCAAAAACUACAUAAUUCUACGAUGUCAAGAUAAGAUGAGGCUUUUAUACUGAAAAGUAUCCAUAUGCAAAGAAACUAUAAAUCUAUAAAUCAGAGCAGGACCUAUUGCAAUUGUUAAAAUGUUGAAUUGGUGACUAUGAUGAAUGUAAAACAAAUGAUUACAUGUACAAAAAUAAUCAAAAAUGUAUUAUAGAAAAAGGUUAUUAUUACAUUUCACGAAAGGGAAGUGGAGUAGACAUAAAUUAAUAAAAUCAAAUUUAAAUAAAUAAGCCUUCAUCCAUAAAAAUCACGAGUUUUAUUGUGUUUAAGUGCUUUCAAUAAAACAAACAUUAAAAUGGUUUAUUACAGCAGGGCGUAGUCUGGCACAUGUCCUGUACGUAUGUUUCAUCCUAACGUGGUUAUUUAAUGAUAUUCCAAAACAAAGGGAAGCCACUUGAAGUCUAACAAAUCAGGAUAUUUGAUAAUGUGUUAUUAUCCUUUUCACUGCCUUGUUCUGAUUUAAGCUCCUCGUCUGCACUAUUGUACAUAGACACAAACGUUUUGGCCAUGGUGGUGUUAAUUACGGUUGCGUUGCUGAUGAUGUAAAAAAUAUAUAUAUAUAUUGAUCUUUAAAAAGGCAUCCAUCCAAAGAUGUGUACUUUGAUAUUUCACAGACUUGAAUACGACUUUGUUUUAAUGUGUCUUCAGAGGAUGUAUAUUUCUGACUAAUCGAACUGCCGCUUUAGCUAGAUACAGUAUGCUUGUGUUUUCUCUGCUGCAACAAAUCAAGAGGGCUUAAGCCCCCGUUUUUUCAUAUAAUGUUCAUCUCUGAUUUGUGUAUAAAGAAGUUAAAACAUGAUUUGAAUUGAAAUGGGAAAGUAUUUUCUUGCUAUUUAUGCAUAUUUAAAUGAAUGAGCCUUGGCUAUAUUUUGCAAAUCUGUUUUAUAAAGACACUAAAUGUUGAA